Messenger RNA from Linum trigynum, 1113 nucleotides. NCBI's taxonomy places the organism in Eukaryota, Viridiplantae, Streptophyta, Magnoliopsida, Malpighiales, Linaceae. The record is from the annotation of a GenBank genome assembly.
AUGUCUGACUUUGUCCCAUCGAUCGGAUCAGUGAUAGAGGCCAAUGCGGGUCUCGUUCCUGGCCGCCAAGCCACGACGUCAGCACCAUUAGCAACUACGUUGUCGUUGCCAAUAUUGCAAGAAUUCGUCCCUGUCAUUGAGGAGGAGACCACCCCAACUCGACGUAGGAGCAAACCGCAGAAGAAGGUAGAGCUCGUCGAGAUUAAAAUAGAGGCCGCCCUCUCAUGUCACGAGCUGGAGGUAUCACUCGUCCCAUCCGUGGCCAGCGAUGGCUUGAUUGUUGUGGAGGCAAACGUCGACGAUGUCCCGGCCAUCCGCCUCAAAGGGGGGAGGCGCUCCUAUCGUAGGAAGAAGAGGAAGAAACGACGAGAAGUUAUGGUGAAGCGAUUGGGAUCCCUAACCGAGUCAUUGGAGGCCGAGGAUGAAGAUGAAGUUGUUUUCCUCAAGGACCCUCCCUCUGCUCUACCAUUGCUGCCCGGAGCUCAUGUUCUGCUAGACCGUGCGGCAAGGAAAGAUUACGAGGAGUCGUCAAUGGUUACGACAACUCAAUGUAAGGCCGCCAUCGACGUCGCCACGAUGGAUUCUUCCUCUCCGCAGUUACGUUCGAAUGGUGGGUAUGACACUGAAGCAAGAUCGAGUCUAAGAGGAGUCCCGUAUGGACCGCUGCGACAUGGACUGGUUCCGGGUCCGGGAUGCAUUGGACCAAGAAUGGGUGGGCUAACCGGAGCAUUAUUAUACGGGAUUGGUUCGUUAGGUUCGGAAGUUUGUAUUCAAUCGACGAGAAAAGUGGCUGCUUGCGAUGGUACUAAAGCCAUUUUGCGACAUAAGUAUGGGUCGUCGGACUUCUGGCAAUCUUGUGAAGAAAGGAAUACGAUUGAUGAGCAUAAUGGAACUCUCGGCCUGCGGGGAGUUAGAGGUGAAGACCACGUGGAAGUGCAGGACGUGGAGUGGGGAUUUGGAUUUACAUGUGAUUUACAGGGAUGGCAUGAAAACAACAUUUGCAUGACAAGAGCCUAUUCUUAUGCGCCAGUACGUGGCUUGCAUGGAAAAUGGCCUUUGAAAGAUGAACAUUAUUGGUGGCAAGCCAUUUCGUGCACGAAGAGGAGGAAUUGA